AGGCAUGCUGAUGUUGUUUUUAAAAAGACAAACAAAUGUGGCUCUGCCCGGAUGUGUGUAAUGAAUGAGGUCAUGCAGAAGGAGGAAACAGAUCUCGACGGCUAAGAUGGCGGAGGAGCAGCAGGAAUCAUCACAGGGAGAGAUGGAGGGAGGGAACUGCCUCGCAUAUGACGAGGCCAUAAUUGCUCAACAGGACAGAAUUCAGCAAGAGAUAGCCAACAGUAACCCCUUAGUGUCGGACAGACAGGAGCUGUCGGUGCUGCAGAGGGAGUACGCUGAUGAUGACACGGUUUAUCAGCUCAAGAUCAAGGACCUACACAAAAAAUACUCGUACAUUCGUAAGACACGGCCAGAUGGGAAUUGUUUCUACAGAGCUUUCGGCUUCGCACAUCUCGAGUCCCUGCUAGAUGACAGCAAAGAACUUCAGAAGUUCAAAGCAGUUGCAUCUAAAAGUAAACUGGAUCUGGUUAACGAGGGCUUCACUGAGUUUACCAUUGAAGACUUUCACAAUACUUUCAUGGACCUGAUUGAACUGUGUGAGAAACAGCCGAGCCUGCAGGAGCUGCUGAGCUCCUUCAACGACCAGAACGUGUCGGACUACGUGGUCGUGUACCUGCGGCUGCUCACCUCAGGCUACCUGCAGCGAGAGCACGGCUUCUUUCAGCACUUCAUAGAGGGAGGACGCUCUGUCAAGGAGUUCUGUCAGCAGGAGGUAGAGCCAAUGUCUAAAGAAAGUGACCACAUUCACAUCAUCGCCUUAGCCCAGGCCCUGAACGUAUCCAUCCUGGUGGAGUACAUGGAUAGAGGAGAGGGAGGAACAGUCAAUCACCACGUCUUCCCUGAAGGCGGCGACCCACGCAUCUUCCUCCUGUAUAGACCUGGCCAUUACGACAUCUUGUACAAAUAACACUGCUGGCCACAGCCCACCUCAGAUUAAAAAAAAAACAACAAACUUCAGCAGCCACGUUGAUGAAGCAUACAUUUGUGUAUUAGAUUACACUCAUGUAUUUGAAAAAAUAAAAGAGAAAAUCACAUUACAUGCCUCCCUUACCCCUCUCGCCCAAACUUUUACCCUCAGUCAUCUCAAAAUGGUUAAUUAAAAAAAAUCUUUGGAAAAAUAUAAGUGACUCCAGGCAUUUAGAGUUGUACAGGUUUUUUUUGUGGUUGUAAAUGUUAUCUACUUGCUUUAUGUUGGAUUCUUUUCCUUUGUUACACUGCGUUUCAUUGAGUUUUAUUAAAGGGAUUUACAUCUUA
This is a messenger RNA of Micropterus salmoides (largemouth bass), 1254 nucleotides long. It is a transcript of the gene otub1b, whose product is annotated as OTU deubiquitinase, ubiquitin aldehyde binding 1b. Gene Ontology annotation, molecular function: cysteine-type deubiquitinase activity; ubiquitin binding. The coding region runs from base 65 to 907 and encodes 280 amino acids. NCBI's taxonomy places the organism in Eukaryota, Metazoa, Chordata, Actinopteri, Centrarchiformes, Centrarchidae. The transcript has 7 exons. Gene Ontology annotation, biological process: negative regulation of double-strand break repair; protein K48-linked deubiquitination. The record is from RefSeq and is a predicted model, not a curated record. Gene Ontology annotation, cellular component: nucleus.